Exophiala dermatitidis NIH/UT8656 is the source of this 2179-nucleotide messenger RNA. RefSeq lists its product as uncharacterized. The transcript is spliced from 3 exons. Gene Ontology annotation, biological process: fungal-type cell wall (1->3)-beta-D-glucan biosynthetic process. Gene Ontology annotation, molecular function: 1,3-beta-glucanosyltransferase activity. Gene Ontology annotation, cellular component: fungal-type cell wall; cytoplasm. NCBI's taxonomy places the organism in Eukaryota, Fungi, Ascomycota, Eurotiomycetes, Chaetothyriales, Herpotrichiellaceae. The record is from RefSeq and is a predicted model, not a curated record. Bases 380 to 1837 code for a protein of 485 amino acids.
CGGCUUCCUCAGGCCCUGGCCACUCGCUGCACAACAUCUGGGGCUCCUUGCCGAAGCCUGCAGAUUGAUAGACCGCAGAUUGUCCGCAUCAUCCCGCUGCAGCUCUUCAAGUUCUUCUCUGUAACUGGAACCAGAACUUCAUCAACACCUUCGCUUGUGUUUCCGCGGGACAAUCGCACCUGCGGGUGUUUAAUCGUGCUUCGUUUCUCUUCUCCCAAGCUUCGGCCCUCCAGGAAGCUGCGCCCUUCGUUGUGCUUCAACAUUCUCUUUAUUCUUCCGGACUCCCGCAUUUCUCUCGCUUCCCAAGACAUUCCCAAUUCAGUUCAUCUGCUUCGGCUCCAGCUCUUCUUUAGAGUCCUUCAAAAGCCAGUCGCUCAAGAUGGCUCAGCUCAAAGCCACAUUCCUCGUGCUUGUCGCUCUGUUUACAUCGUUCACCUACGCUGUGUCCCCACUCGUGGUCAAAGGUGCCGACUUCGUCAAUAGCGUGGAUGACACACGGUUCCAGAUCAUUGGUGUCGCUUACCAACCCGGCGGUUCUUCCGGCUUCGACCCUGGCUCUGGUGUCGACCCCUUGAGCAACAGUUCGGUUUGCCUCCGAGAUGCCGUCCUCAUGCAACGACUGGGUGUCAACGCCAUCCGUGUCUAUAACUUAGAUCCGGAUCUGGACCAUAGCGAGUGUGCCUCAAUCUUCAACGCAGCCGGUAUCUACAUGAUCCUGGACGUUAAUAGUCCUCUUCCAAACCAAUCGCUCAACCGAGGCGCACCAUGGGAAUCUUACAACUCCGACUACUUGGAACGCGUCUUCAAGGUUGUGGAAGGUUUCAUGCACUUCAACAACACUUUGGGGUUCUUCAGCGGCAAUGAAGUGAUCAACGAAGAUUCUGUCGCACAGGUCCCUGCCUACAUCAGAGCCGUCACCAGAGAUGUCAAGGAUUACAUUGCCGCUCAAGCCUCACGAGACAUUCCUGUUGGUUAUUCUGCGGCUGAUGUCCGGCCAUUGCUUAUGGGCACCUACAACUACUUGUCCUGUGGGCUCGACAAUGAAACCACCUCCAAGAUCGACUUCUUUGGUCUCAACAGCUACUCUUGGUGCGGUGAUGCUACUUUCGAGUCAUCUGGCUACGAUGUCUUGGUGGAUGACUUUAGCAACACCACUAUCCCGAUUUUCUUCUCUGAGUAUGGCUGCAACCAUGUUACUCCGCGAGUGUUCUCCGAAGUGCCGGUGUUGUACUCUGAAAAGAUGACACCGGUCUUUUCCGGCGGUCUCAUCUACGAGUACAGCGAGGAGCCUAACAACUACGGUCUGGUCGAACUGAACGACAAUGGCACUGUCUCCAUCCUUACGGAUUAUGACAACCUUCGGAAGCAGUUUAACAGUCUGGACGUCGGGCUGCUGGAAAAGGCCAAUGCCACUGCCACCUCUCUGACCCCUCCUAGUUGCGCAAGCAGCCUGCUUGCUGGAGCCAACUUCACCAAGACUUAUUCCAUUCCUGCCCGACCAGAUGGUGUCGACGAUCUCAUCAAAAAUGGUAUAAAUGGCACGUUCCCGACGGGCACCUCUUCUGUCACAGACACCAAGCCUUCACAGAUCGUGUACUCCACCAGUGGUCAAGAGAUCACUGGGCUUGAGCUGAACGUUCUUGCCAACGAUCAGAGCAACUUACCGGGGAACAAUACUAGCGGCACUACUCCGGAAGGAGGCUCAUCCACCACAACCAGCAGCGGCAGCAAGCCCAGCAAGACGCAUAAUGCUGCAGUCAACUUGAAGAUGGACAAUGCCAAGUUUGGCUCUUUGAUGUUUGGUGCACUGAGCGUUGGUCUUUUCAUGCAGUGGUAGUAGGAUGUGUCCGGGGAGUGGAGUUAUGGUCGACCAUGAUCCAUUUACGCACGACUUCACGCUUUUUUCUGGGAAAGUGGUGCAUUAUUGUCCAAGCUUCAUGGGGAGCGUGGAGCGUAGUUUAAGUUCUCUUCGAUGGACAUAUUUCUGUUUGACUUUGCAGGCCGAAGUCUCGAAAGAAUAGACGUGGUAAUAACUAGCAGUGGAUUGAGUACUCUAGUUCGAAUCUCGCUCUUUGGCUUCCCAGCUCGUGGAACGCGCAUGUCAGUCUAGCCUUACCUUUGUCCCUCGGAGUCGCCGACCCGUCUACCAUGGACCAACAUCGUGGCUUUUCCACGUUAA